UUAGCCCAUCGGCCAUUACGGACUCUGAAAGUUCCGGACGCUUCUAUAGUUCCUCAGGAAUCAAAUUCCAUUCUGCAGUUUCUUGAUAGAAUCGAAAUUAUAAUUCGAUUGUUUUGAAGAUUGAUUAUUGCAAUAGAUUCAGGCAUUAAGGAACCUGGUCUAGAGGAGGUUAGAGAUGGAUUUGGAGACAGAGAAUAGAAUAGCUGCUAUUCUAUUGAAAGAGGCAGCAGAGCUGCGUAGACAAGCUGAGAAGGAGGGUGUGCAUGCUUAUGUUGAAAACCCAACUGUUAGGAGUCGUCCCAAUUCACGUUUCUUAAGUGCAACUGUUCUUGGUGUGCAACAAGCAAAUCGUGCUGUUGAGGUAAACGAGAUGUGGCAAUUAAGGCAGAAAGAGCUAGAGCUGGAUAAUAGGCUUAGAGGAACAAGAAAUGAAAGUAAGGGGGGAAGUGGCAGGGGUGUUUCUAACCCUUCCGGAAGUACAAGUAGGGAAUGCUAUAACAAUGAGUCUCAUGCAAGUGCUUCAUGUUCAACAAAGAAAAGAGCUACACGGGAGAGUCAUCCAAUCAAGGAUGAUGGUCUAAGGGAUGAUGAGAUAGAGGAAUUUCUACAUGCAAGGAUCAAGAGAGGCAGGGGUGCUGUUGGAUCAAGGAUGGAUGAAAAUGGUCCAUACCUUCCGUCUAGUUCAAAUUCCAAGCAAAAAGAGUCAGAAUACCACGAUGCGGAGCUUAGGAAAAACCAUAUUUUGCUAGGCCCUGAAAAGUCUUUUUCAUUGGAGUCAGAUGACGAAUCUUCUGUAGAUAAGAAAAAAAGGGCAAAGAUGUCAGGCUCAAGCAAACAUCACUCUAAGAAACAUAAAUCCAAAGAAAAGUCGAAGCAUAAGAAGAGAAAGAGGAGGGAUGAAAGAAAGAGCAGGCAUGACAAAUGAUGGUUUUAUGCUUGACCUUGUGUUGGGCUGUCUUUGGCUUUACAAGAGAGAUGUGGAACCAGAAAUGAAUGGGCUUAUCCACCGAUUGUUAUUUUGUGUGUCAAAUUCUAAUGUUGGCCCACCUGUGUUAUUAAUGAACAAGUAAUCAUAUUGAAGAUGAGCUGCAAUAAAACGAUUUGAAGCUUGAGAGGCUGCUGCGAAAUAAUGAUUUAGUCCGUAUGUAUGACAUGGGAAGGAUAACUCGCUAUCAGAGCUAUUCCCACUUUGUAUGCUUGAAAUGAAGUAUUUAUGUGGACCAUUAAAGUUGCUAUGCUCUUCAAGAAUCAAGACUUUCAGUAAUUUUGGUGGUUUCAGAAUCAAACAACCAACUUCAAGUGCAACUGCACAAGAAACAGAAUAAAGUUAUCAGUUAUUUAAUUGUAACUUGGUUAUCACUUUCAUUUCUUGUCAAAGAAAUUAAACGGGCGGCCUUA
Olea europaea var. sylvestris is the source of this 1398-nucleotide messenger RNA. RefSeq lists its product as uncharacterized. Bases 176 to 925 code for a protein of 249 amino acids. The record is from RefSeq and is a predicted model, not a curated record. Lineage: Eukaryota; Viridiplantae; Streptophyta; Magnoliopsida; Lamiales; Oleaceae. The transcript has 5 exons.